This is a messenger RNA of Microdochium trichocladiopsis, 786 nucleotides long. RefSeq names its product dienelactone hydrolase. Gene Ontology annotation, molecular function: hydrolase activity. The transcript is spliced from 5 exons. NCBI's taxonomy places the organism in Eukaryota, Fungi, Ascomycota, Sordariomycetes, Xylariales, Microdochiaceae. The coding region runs from base 1 to 786 and encodes 261 amino acids. The record is from RefSeq and is a predicted model, not a curated record.
AUGGCAGGCGUUCACGAUCCCGUGCUUGCGAAGCCCGCUGACGUGUGCUGCCUCAAGGGCGACUUGCACAAGGGCGAGCCCACUGGCAAGACCAUCCAGAUCGAGGGUGUCGAUACCUACGUGGCGACGCCCGACUCCAAAGCUGCCAAUGGCCAUGUUCUGCUCUCCUUCCCUGAUGCCUUCGGGCUGCACAUCAACAGCAUGCUGCUGAUGGACGCCUAUGCCGCUUGUGGAUACUUGACACUCGGUGUCGUUUACUUCUUAGGGGAUUCUGUGGGAAAGCACUCUGCUACGCCGCUGAGCGACCCCAACUUCGACCUUGGGGCUUGGGCGGCCAAGCACCUGACUGCAUCGGAGGACGUCGGAAGGGAAUGGGUGAAGAACGUGAAGGCCCAGUACGGGAAUGGAGGGAAGACAAAGUUCGGCUGUGUUGGCUACUGCUGGGGUGCGAGGUUCGUUUGCGUACAGUUGUCGGAUGGUGGCAUUUGCUCAGCUGGAGCCAUUGCUCACCCUUCUUUUGUGAAGGAGAGCCACGUACAGAACUCUAAGGGGUCUAUUGCUUUCGCCGUUCCCAGCACCGAUAACCUCUUCACUCCGGAGGCACGCGCCCGUGUGGUCGGAAUCUGCACCGAGCAGAAGCAGCGAUUCAACAUGCAAAUCUUCUCUGACGUCGGUCAUGGCUUCGCGUCACGAGCGCGCCUCACAGAUCCUUAUGAGAUGUGGGCAAAGGAGCAGCCCUUUAAGGGCUUCAUCGAGUGGCUCAAUUUCUGGAUCGCUCAGGAAUGA